Molecule: messenger RNA, 1728 nt
Organism: Nematocida minor
Lineage: Eukaryota; Fungi; Microsporidia
Product: replication factor A1
Exons: 1
Coding region: 1-1728 (575 amino acids)
Source: RefSeq, a predicted model, not a curated record
AUGCACAUCCAGGAAGCGGCUUUAGAAGUGAAGAGGGGAUGCAUAAGCAAAGCAUUCAAGAACAGCAAAGACACAGCGAGCCACGAAGAAAUAAUCGUAAGAAUAGUUAGCAUUACAACACCAGACGACUCAAUCUCUCAACACAAGAUAAGAAUAGUGGUAACAGACGAUAGCAUAGUGCAGGAGUGUCUGCUCUCUUCAAAGUAUCUCGAGAGCGUAAAAGAGAAAAAGAUAUCAGAGCAGGACAUAAUAAAAAUAGGAGGAAGAACGAUAGGAACAUACGCAGCAAAGGCAAUUAUCUACAUAAAAGAGAUAGAAGAGAUACACAGGAGCAGCAGCAUGGGAUCAAACACAUGGGAGAGCAUAGGAGCCAGCCCUUCGAAAAUUCAAAAACGGAAAACAGAUGACGUAACGGGCACUCCGAUGAAAGAAGCAAAGAAGGAAGUAAAAACAAUAAAAGAGCUAAACCCCUUCCAGAACGCAUCUUGGUGCAUACGGGUGAAAGUAAUAAACAAGUCGCCGAUAAGAGAGUACACCCGCGAUGGAAAAGCAGGAAAGGUGUUUAACCUGGUGGUGUCAGAUGGGGAGACAAAGUGCGCCAUUGUGUUCUUUACAGAGACUGUCGACACGUUCUUUGAGAAGGUUCAGAUAUACAAAACAUACGAAAUAUCAGGAGGCGUGCUGAAGCUAGCAAACAAAAGAUUUAAUGAAGACGUGCACGACUACGAAAUCAUCGCGGACAAGACGUUCUCUGUGACCCUUGCAGCAGAAGUAGAGAACGCCGUGAGAAUGCCGAAAAUGCUUGCAAAAGUAUCGAUGCUCAGAGACAAAGUGAAUGAAACGGUGAAUAUGCUGGUGGCAGUCGUAUCUGUGGGUGACGUAGAAACAGUUAUAAGAAGAAAGGACAACACGCCAAUGAAGAAAAGAACACUCAGAGUAACAGACGAGUCAGAGCACACAGUCCCCUUUAUCCUGUGGGAGGACACAGCCGAAAUGGCCUGUGCCCCAGGGGACAUCAUUCUGCUGGAGGGCGUGCGCGUGUCUGAGUACCAAAACGACCCGCAGAUAAGCCUGACCAGGGACGGGAUUCUUUCCUUCAACCCCGAGCUGCCAGAAGUGUUCAGGCUCCGUGGAUGGUACAACAGAAACCAGGACAAAAUGGAGAAAGAUGUAAAAUCAGACAGAAGCGAAGGAAAAAACAGAAACAAAAGAAUAGCAAAGAUCGAAGACGUAAAAGCAGAAGCAAUGGAGUAUGCAACCGUCAUGUGCACCAUCCUCUUCCUGUCAGAGAAGGGGAUAUUCUACACCUCGUGUCCUAACGAUGGAUGCAACAAAAAGGUGGACUAUGACCUGGCAUCACCAGACUCCUGCUACUGCAACAAAUGUGCAAUGUCCUUUGAGAAGUGCAACUACUGCUACAGCGCAAAUAUUUCAAUCGCAGACAACACGUCAUCGAUAUGGGUCUCUUUGUUCAAUGAAACAGCCACUGUGCUGUUCAAAGGAGUGGAGGCCGCAGAGCUGUUCGACAUUUCGGUGGAAGACAACGACAGAUACCAGGAGAUGGUGGGAGGUGUCCAGGGAAUGGACGUGGUAAUGACAAUACGCGGUAAAGAAUCGAUGUACAACGGAGAGGCAAAGAUGAGAUACAACGCAGUGUCUAUUAAGGAGGUAGACUACCUCGAAGAGUCGCGAAACAUUCUCCAAUAUCUGCAGACUGUGAAAGCAUAG